AUGAAAAUCACAAACAGCCUUACUCUUAUUGCCUUUGCAGCCCAGGCCUUGGGUUCUCCGUUGGGAAGUCGUUCCCCAGGGACUAUCGAGGCUCGUGCUGAGGACGUUGCAGAGCCGGGUAGAGCAGGUUGGCUGGUCGAAGACAGACGCCGAAGUGAAGAUCAGGCAGAGCCAGGCAGAGCCGGAUGGUUGGUUGAAGACAAACGUCGAAGUGAUGAUGUUGCAGAACCAGGUAGGGCUGGUUGGCUGGUAGAAGACAGGCGUCGAAGCGACGAUGUUGCAGAGCCGGGCAGAGCAGGCUGGUUAGUUGCCGACAAGUCUUAA
Molecule: messenger RNA, 324 nt
Organism: Fusarium subglutinans
Lineage: Eukaryota; Fungi; Ascomycota; Sordariomycetes; Hypocreales; Nectriaceae
Exons: 2
Coding region: 1-324 (107 amino acids)
Source: RefSeq, a predicted model, not a curated record